Striga asiatica is the source of this 621-nucleotide messenger RNA. Lineage: Eukaryota; Viridiplantae; Streptophyta; Magnoliopsida; Lamiales; Orobanchaceae. The record is from the annotation of a GenBank genome assembly.
AUGGCAGCUAGAAAGAGCUCAUCAACAGGGGAAGAGCAAGAAAGCGGGUUCGACAUCGAAGCUAUCGAGCAGUCUUUAUCCGCACGAACAAAUCUCCAAAAUAUACGUAUCGAUUCCUCCACCAUCUCGACUAGCAUCUCGGUCGUGAUGAAAUAUUCGCCCGUAGCUUUUGUCCUAACCUUCCUUUUGUCCUCUGUCGAAAUCACCGGAAAAAAUGCCAUUUUCAAGAAAUUUUCAAACGAGGAUCGAUUUUCUUUUUUUCUUUUUUCUUUUUCUCUUACCUCUUAUGAUGGGAACUUGGAGGAGGUUUCGAACGGCACAUCGAGUCUUGACGUAAUUCUGAACCCUCGGACCCUGAAAAGGCUCGUCUUCCAAGAACCGCUGCACGAGCACUUGAAACUGUUGAAACUCCCCCGCCACCUCGUUGUACGUGCGGGCCCCACUUGGGCCCGAUUCUUCCCAAAGGUCGAGGACUUUUUCGUAUUGCCAGUGCAAAAUUUCCCACGAGAGGCUCGUCUGGCCCACAUACACGGCCUCCAAGUCGCCCUGAAGCUCUUGCACGAACUUUUUCAUGGGGUCAGUGCCGUGAAUUUUGUGUUUGAACAGCCAGAGGUUUUGUGA